Arachis duranensis is the source of this 1707-nucleotide messenger RNA. RefSeq lists its product as uncharacterized. The transcript has 2 exons. Lineage: Eukaryota; Viridiplantae; Streptophyta; Magnoliopsida; Fabales; Fabaceae. Bases 1 to 1707 code for a protein of 568 amino acids. The record is from RefSeq and is a predicted model, not a curated record. Gene Ontology annotation, molecular function: transposase activity; DNA binding. Gene Ontology annotation, biological process: DNA transposition.
AUGGGUUAUUUUAAAGUGAAGGUUUACCAUGGAGGAUGGUUUACGUAUAAGAACGGUCCAUUAGAGUAUGUGGGAGGAGAAACAACGGUGAUAGAAGAGAUUGACGGUGAUCGGUGGUCUGUAUUUGAAGCGUAUGCUGAGCUAAAGCAACUUGGUUACGUCGAGGAGAAUAUCCCAUCAUUAUGGUUCAAGGAUCCAGUUGCUGAAGACAUGGAGAAAAAUCUGAAAUUGUUUAAAACUGAUGCGGAUUCCAUUGAGAUGUGUCGAAUAGCAGAGUUGAGAGACCAUGUAGAUUUAUAUGUUGUCCAUAAGGUUCAGGACGAAGAGAUGUUUCUUGAUGUUGGCUACAUUGAUGUUGGGGAUAAAGAUGGGAUGUGUGACAUUAGUGAGGGGCAGGAGCUGGUUCCGUAUGGGGGAGUAGAUGAGGGGGGAAAGCAAUCUAAACCAUUUGCUGCUGACUCUGGGGCAGAGGACGACAAUGAAGUUGGGUAUGAUAAAUCUAGUGAUAGUGACAGUCUCGAUUCGGAGUACAAUCCAUCUGGGGAAGAGGACGAUAGUGAAGAUGAUGUGCACUUUACUGAUAGUGAUGAUGAUGUUGAUCCUGAGGUAAGUGGGUUUCAAGAUGUGAAUGUGAUGAGUAAAAAACCUAGGGCUGUGAAUAAGAAUGCUUGUGCAAAUGAGCAAUUUGAGAAUGUUGAGGGAGGAGACCGUGAUGACUUAGAUUUUGAUCACCAGGUUGGGUCUGAUUCAGAGCAUGAGGGCUUCACAUUUCCAGUUCACAAGCUUCAGAAAGAUAUGAGUCAAUACAAAUGGGAAGUUAGCACUUUGUAUGCAUCUCAGGAUGAGUUCAAGGACACUGUAACUGCUUAUGCUGUGCAUACGGCAAGGUCAAUCAGGUUUAGGAAGUGUGACUUGCAGAGGGUUAGGGCUGUUUGUUCGGGUGAUUGUCCUUUCUGGGUGUAUGCUGCAAAGGUCAGGGGUGAGGAAACUUGGCAGCUACGCAGCAUGAACUUGACACACACAUGCACACAAGCACACAGGGUGGGGAUCUUACGUUCGAAAUGGCUCGGCAAGGCGUUUAAGAAGAAGGUUGAGUCAAAUCCGAAGGUGAAAAUAAAGGAGUUGGUUUCGAAGGCACAGAAGAAAUGGAACUUGACUGUCACUAAGUCACUGGCCACUAAGACCAAGCAGAUUGCACUUGAUCAAAUUCAGGAAACCUUCCGAGAGCAGUAUAAAAGAAUUUACGAUUAUGGACAGGAGCUGAUGAGGGCAAAUCCAGGAUCCUCCGUUCGCAUACAAGUGCAGAGGUCCCCAGAUCUUGACAGUAAAGCACCAGCAUCAUCAAGGACCAGUUACUGCAUUUUUCAGAGGAUCUAUGUGUGCUUGGAAGCAUGCAAGCAGAGCUUCCAGCAUUGCAAGGAUUUCAUUGGCCUAGAUGGCUGCUUUUUGAAGUCACCCCAGGGAGGACAGCUGCUAACUGCAAUUGGGUGGGAUCCCAAUGACCAAAUGCUGCCGAUUGCGUAUGCGGUUGUGGAAGCCGAGACGAAGGACUCAUGGAGUUGGUUUCUAAGUCAGCUUGCAUCUGAUGUUGGGCUGGAUAAGAUGGGAAGAUCUACUUUCAUGUCUGACCAACAAAAAGGUCUGUUGCCAGCAUAUGAGGAGGUUAUACCUGGUGUGGAUAAUCGGUUCUGUGUGAGACACUUGUAA